CCUCCCUCGCAGCCGCGGCCCCGCGCUCCCGCCUCCAGGCGGCUCCCGGAUUCCCGCUGCGGCUGCGGUUCUGGCGGCCGAGCCCCGCGGCGUUGCGGCUCAGGUCUGCGCGCCGACCCACCGCGCCCCUGCCUCGCAGCUCGCAGCCUCCUACUCCGCGCGCCGCGCUGCGGCAGGUGCCCCAGGAACCCCGGGGCGCGGUGGCCUGAGCCUGGCCGCCACCGAUGACCCGGGUCACGGACCUGCUCCAGCCUGGCUACCUUGCGUCUUGUUUUCUCGUCUGUGUUUGACACUGAGUCAUGGGGAGGAAGCUGGACCUGUCCAGUCUGACCGAUGAUGAAACCGAGCAUGUCCUCCAGGUGGUCCAGCGAGACUUCAAUCUUCGGAAAAAAGAAGAAGAACGGCUUAGCGAGAUGAAGCAGAAGCUGGACGAGGAGGGCAGCAAGUGCAGCAUCCUCUCCAAGCACCGGAAGUUCGUGGAGCACUGCUGCAUGCGCUGCUGCUCGCCCUUCACCUUCCUCGUCAACACCAAGCGCCGCUGCGGGGACUGCGCGUUCAACGUCUGCAAGAGCUGCUGCUCCUACCAGAAGCCCGAGAAGGUGUGGAUCUGCUGCGUCUGCCAGCAAGCCAGGCUUCUGCGAACCCAGUCUCUGGAAUGGUUCUACAAUAAUGUGAAGAGCCGUUUCAAGCGCUUUGGCAGCGCCAAGGUCCUGAAAAACCUGUACAGGAAACACCGGCUGGAGAGCGGAGCGGCCUUGGACAUCCUAGGAGGAAGCUUUUUUGAGGCAAACCUGGAGAAUGAAGGAAGUGUUUCAGGCAGUGAUUCAACAUUUUAUAGGCAAUCAGAAGGACACAGCAUGAUGGACACAUUGGCUGUUGCCUUACGCGUGGCCGAGGAGGCCAUCGAGGAGGCCAUUUCCAAAGCAGAAGCCUUUGGGGACAGCCUGGACAAGCAGAACGAGGCCAGUUACCUGCGGGACCACAAGGAGGAGCUGACUGAGGAACUAGCCACGACGAUCUUGCAGAAGAUCAUAAGAAAACAGAAGAGCAAAAGUGAGCAGCAAAUGGACGAAGAGCCAGAGUGGUCACAGCCGCAGAGCUGCAGUGCGAAGGCGGCGGAUGAAGGGACCGCGGCCUCCCCGGGAGGCCACCCUGCCUCCAGCAUCCCCUGGGUGAGUCUCCAGGCACGGUCCCCCACCAGAGGAGACGCCCUACAGACCUGUUCGCUGGAGGCUACGUCAAGGCAGCCAGGGAGCCUGGGCCAGCAGCCCCGGGAGGAGCCGGCGUGGCCCAGCUGGAGGAGCCUGGAUAGUCCGGACCAGGCAGACCGGGCCCCCGUGUUGCAGAGCCCCGACGGGAACUGGGUGGCCCUGAAGGAUGGCGCUCUGCCCCCCGCCCGCCUGCUGGCCAAACCUAAGAGUGGCGCAUUCCAGGCCCUGGAGGCUGCCUCCAGCGUGGCCUCCGCCUACGAGGAGAUGGGCUCCGACAGCGAGGAGGACUUCGACUGGAGUGAGGCCUUGAGCACGCUCUGCCCACGGCCCCAGGAUCUGCCCAGGAACCCCCAGCCUCAGCCCACACAGGCCCCAGGCUUGGACCACGUCCCCUCGGCCACCUCUGCCCCCUCCAGGCUCUCCCCCCGCCUCGAGGCCACGUGCUCCGACUCAGAGACGUCCUCCACGGGCUCCUCCCGGGAAACGGGGCAUCGUCGGGCCAGGCUGUCCUGGCUGCAGAGGAAGGCUCCCAGGACCCCUGUGGCGGAAAAGAUGCACCUUCAGGGGGAGCUGGACGUGAACUUCAAUCCCCAGGCAGCCGGCAGGGAGACCUCGGACAGCAGCGAGCCCGAGGAGGCCCCCCACGCGCCAGACCGGCGGGCCCGGAGGUGGAGAAGGGCCCGCGUGGGCUCAGAGGAGCCAAGCAAGGAGCUGUCUUCCCCCAACGCCCAUUCCCAGGAGCUGAACACCCACCAGGUGUUGGGUGACUCAUCAGAGACCGACCUCGGCAGUGAGAUCCGGCACCCCCGGACCCAUGCAGACACCACGGAGGAGAAAGUGAGAAACAAGUUGUUCGAGUUGGCGAUGAAAAUGAGUGAGAAGGAGACUUCUUCAGGGGAGGAGCAGGAGUCCGAGCCCAAGACGGAGUCCGAGAAUCAGAAAGAAAGUCUGUCCUCUGAAGACAACAGCCAGAGCAUCCAGGAAGAGCUGAAGAAGAAGUAUUCCGCUGUUUCUCUCUGCAACAUCUCCACAGAAGUCCUGAAAGUCAUCAACGCCACGGAGGAGUUGAUAGCAGAGUCGACAGGGCCCUGGGAGUUCCCCCCUGGCCCUCCUGACAGAGAGAAGGGGACAUUUCCUCUUGGGACAGACCAAGUGAGACUGGAUGAGCAGCUGACCUCCCUGGAAGAAAACGUGUACCUGGCGGCAGGCACUGUGUACGGACUGGAAGGCCAGCUGAAUGAGCUGGAGGAUGCCGCCCGCUGCAUCCACAGCGGCACUGAUGAGACCGAACUGGCAGAUCUGGAGGACCAGGUGGCCACGGCUGCAGCCCAGGUCCACCAUGCUGAGCUCCAGAUUUCUGAUAUUGAGAGCCGGAUUUCGGCCCUGACCAUUGCAGGACUCAACAUAGCACCGUGUGUGCACCUCACCAGGAAACGAGAUCAGAAGCAAAGGAACCAGGUACAAACAAUAGACACAUCAAGACAGCAGAGGAGGAAACUGCCUGCUCCACCAGUGAGAGCUGAAAAAAUGGAGGUAUCUUCAGUGACCAACACAAAAAUAUUCAACCGCAACUUCAUUCUCCAAGGCUCCUCGACAAACAGGAAAAGCACCACCAAGGACUUGAUGGAGCCCACUCUGGAAUCCGCUGUGAUGUAUUAGUGCCACGGAGCUCCACUGCCAGUGACCCACUGCCUCCGGCGUACACGACAGUGCCUUGACCCAACAGCCAUUGAAUACCAUAUGGAUCUCCGCCUGAGGAGAGGGCCUGGGAGCCACGGUGCACAGGGCUGUCCUGAUACCUCACCCAGAGAGCGGUCCCAGGCAUCGGCACGGCGGUCUUGCCCGCUCUCUGCCUUAGGCUCCCAGGAGAAGCCAGGACAGAAAACCGAGAUGCUGGCUUCCAACAGCAGAUCUCCACGUCCAAAAAGGCAUCAUGUCCCUGUCUGCUUUGCUGUGUGUUGUCUUUGUGAUUGGUUUUUUGUUGUUGUUUUUUAUUUUAUCCUUUUGAUCCAACUAGAAUGACCUAUCAACAAUUUGUCCAAAGAAAAAUGGUUGGGUGGGGGUGGGGGUGGAGGGAAGGGAGGUGGGUGUUUUCAUUUAAUUCAUUAUCAAUUCUUAUUAAUCUCUCACAAGCAUCUUACCUUGCAAAUGCUGAGGGAAAAGGUGAAAAUGCCCCUGUAUGAGCACUAGGGGCUGUCACAAUUGGAGAGUGCUCGCCCAUCAAGGAUGCAGGUCUCCCUUCAGCCACCUCCUUCCUGCUAGGCCCCCAGCCCACCGCACCACCAGUCAUUCCCAUUGCUUUGCGAUCACCAGCCACAGAAUAGAAGGCUCUGCCUCACCCAUGCCAUGCCCAGGCCCAUUUGAAACUAUGGCUCAUUGAGAAUUUAGGUUCUUCCUUGGACUUCCUGAGACUUUCCCCACUCUGGAGUGGAGAGGGGCUUGAGAAAGCCCAUCACUGGCUUAACUUUAGGGCACUGUCCAGAACCAACGUGACAUGGGUUAGUGAUGACCGCCUCUAAAUGAGGUGUAGCUCAAUGCAUUAUCGCAGACUAUAGCCACAUGAGAAAAUGUUGUCCUCCAAAAUUUACUUCCCAAUAAAUAUUCAGUCGAAGUAGUAAAAUGACCAUAAAGACAAAAAUAGUUAAGGAGUAUCCAGAAAACGUACAGGACAAACUGUGAAUUUAAUGGACACUGAGUUGACACUAACUCUAUGUUUCAGGUCUCAAAUGCAUGACUAUGUAGACUGUGUUUAUAAAAGCAAAUGGAACUGGAAUUUCACUCAAUUGAUCAUUCUGCUAAUAUAUUCUGAAUCUAAGGAAGAAGGCAAAGAUCGGAGGCAAGGGAAUAGUAGGACCGAUGUUUAUUCUUCUUCUCAUUUUAAUCCUUAGAGCGACCCUAUUCAGUAGGUAUCGCCAUUUUUUAGAUUUGGAGACUGAGGGCCAUAGACAUUAAUUUGCAAAGUCACACCUGGGAGCUAAGUGUAAUUAGAAUGCCUCACGCUGAAGAGCCUCCCUCUGUCUCUGUGUUGUUUCCAACGUCUCUGUUCUUCUGCUGGCAGGCACAUUCCCAGACCUGACACGCUGCUGAAAUGUGUGUCGUGGUGCAUUCCUGAUGGGGGUCUAACUAUCUUCCAAUAAUUAUUCUUGCUGAUGCUGUGUAUGUCUUCUCCAACAGAAAUAAUGCCUUUGAAAUAAAGUAAAUCUUUGGUCUUUUGUUCUGUUGGUAUGGUUCAAAGCAAACAAAUUCAAAUUUGAAAAACACAACAAAAAAGAUCUGGUUCCCAAUAGAACGUUUUCUUUAGGAGGCACGAAAGCAACCAUUGUUGUGUUACAGUGUUUAAAUAUUCAGUUUUCCUUGACGAAAAUGUGUACUGUGUGAGCCUUGCAAAAAAAAAAAAAAGAAAAAGAAAAGAAGAAGC
Eptesicus fuscus (big brown bat) is the source of this 4629-nucleotide messenger RNA. RefSeq names its product myosin VIIA and Rab interacting protein (gene MYRIP). Gene Ontology annotation, biological process: intracellular protein transport. Lineage: Eukaryota; Metazoa; Chordata; Mammalia; Chiroptera; Vespertilionidae. Gene Ontology annotation, molecular function: small GTPase binding; actin binding; myosin binding. The record is from RefSeq and is a predicted model, not a curated record. The coding region runs from base 300 to 2870 and encodes 856 amino acids. Gene Ontology annotation, cellular component: cortical actin cytoskeleton. The transcript has 17 exons.